Molecule: messenger RNA, 1341 nt
Organism: Xenopus laevis (African clawed frog)
Lineage: Eukaryota; Metazoa; Chordata; Amphibia; Anura; Pipidae
Gene: skic8.S
Product: WD repeat domain 61 S homeolog
Exons: 11
Coding region: 180-1097 (305 amino acids)
Cellular component (GO): cytoplasm; nucleus; Cdc73/Paf1 complex
Source: RefSeq, a predicted model, not a curated record
AAUUGACAAAGCGUGUUUCGCCAAUCACAAUAUGGCUUCCAUAGCCAAUCGCUAGUACUUGCUGGCGUCAUCAGAGCCGCGACUUCGAUGGCAGCGGGGAGAAUAGAAACAGCAACGAGGAUUGAAUGAAAACUGAGGGAAACAAGUGCAGAGAUCAUUUUCGCCUGUGAACUGCGGAUAUGAGUACACAGUACAGCAUUCUUUUCAAGCAGGAACAUGCCCAUGAAGAUGCAAUAUGGUCAGUAGGAUGGGGUAAAAACUCAAAUGAUGGGUCAGAGUUGGUGAUCAGUGGUUCCCUGGAUGAUUUGUUAAAGGUGUGGAAAUGGUCUGAUGAACGGUUGGAGAUGCAGUGGACAUUGGAAGGUCAUCAGCUCGGUGUGGUGUCAGUGGAUGUUAGCCCUAGUGGCAACAUAAUGGCUUCCAGUUCCUUAGAUGCUCACAUACGCCUGUGGGAUCUUGAUAGUGGGAAGCAGAUCCGCUCCAUUGAUGCAGGACCAGUGGAUGCUUGGUCUGUAGCCUUUUCACCAGACUCCCAACACCUUGCAACUGGGAGCCAUGUAGGAAAAGUAAACAUCUUUGGCGUGGAGACAGGGAAGAAGGAAUACUCACUGGAUACAAGAGGGAAGUUUAUCCUCAGUAUUGCAUAUAGCCCAGAUGGGAAAUACUUAGCCAGUGGAGCCAUUGAUGGGAUCAUAAACAUAUUUGAUAUUGCUACUGGGAAGCUUCUCCACACGUUGGAAGGACAUGCCAUGCCUAUAAGAUCCCUGACUUUCUCCGCUGACUCCCAGCUGCUGGUCACAGCAUCAGAUGAUGGUUAUAUCAAGAUUUACGAUGUACAACAUGCCAGCUUGGCUGCCACCUUGAGUGGGCAUGGCUCCUGGGUGCUUAAUGUGGCAUUCUCACCGGAUGAUGCUCAUUUUGUUUCCAGCUCCUCUGACAAAAGUGUAAAGGUCUGGGAUGUAUCUGCCAGAACAUGUGUGCACACCUUCCUAGAUCACCAAGACCAGGUUUGGGGCGUAAAAUACAACAAGAAUGGAUCUAAAAUUGUCUCUGUUGGUGAUGAUCAGGAAAUCCAUGUGUAUGAUUGUCCUAUUUGAUACCCGAAGGAGGAGUUCUGCCCACAUAUCUUCUAAGUGCUCCUUGUCUAGAGGCACUUACCCUAUGAAACUGUCUGUUGCUGUUAAGAAUUGGGUGCACUCAUAAGCAAAUUCUUAUUUUUUCUUUGCACCUGUUACAGCUAUAGAUGUGUAAAUAUUAUUUCUGCAUUGAAGCAGAAUAUUUCCCUAAUGAUUUGACCAUAAUUUAUCCGAAUAAACCUGGAUUUUUAUGUACCUUUUGAAA